GGAGGGCGGGCGCGGCGGCUGGCUGUAUAUAUCUCCGCGCACCCCGCCAGGUCGCGCACAGCGCCCCGAGCCCAGGCGCCUCCCCGCCCCCCUCCCCGCGCUCGGCGGCGGCGGCGGUAGCAGUAGCAGCAACAUGGCUGUUGAUGGGUGUUCGGGGUGGCGCUGGCGGCGGGAGGAGCUCCCCCGAGCCCCUGCGCCGGCCGCCCGUUGCUAGCUAUGGCAAAUGGUGGCGGCGGCGGCGGCAGCAGCAGCGGCGGCGGCGGCGGCGGAGGCAGCGGUCUUAGAAUGAGUAGCAAUAUCCACGCGAACCAUCUCAGCCUAGACGCGUCCUCCUCCUCCUCCUCCUCUUCUUCCUCCUCCUCCUCUUCCUCCUCGUCCUCGGUCCACGAGCCCAAGAUGGAUGCGCUCAUCAUCCCGGUGACCAUGGAGGUGCCGUGCGACAGCCGGGGCCAACGCAUGUGGUGGGCUUUCCUGGCCUCCUCCAUGGUGACUUUCUUCGGUGGCCUCUUCAUCAUCUUGCUCUGGCGGACGCUCAAGUACCUGUGGACCGUUUGCUGCCACUGCGGGGGCAAGACGAAGGAGGCCCAGAAGAUUAACAAUGGCUCCAGCCAGGCUGAUGGCACUCUCAAGCCAGUGGACGAGAAAGAGGAGGCGGUGGCAGCCGAGGUCGGCUGGAUGACCUCCGUGAAGGACUGGGCUGGGGUGAUGAUAUCCGCCCAGACGCUGACCGGCAGAGUCCUGGUUGUGUUGGUCUUUGCUCUCAGCAUUGGUGCACUUGUGAUAUACUUCAUAGAUUCGUCAAACCCAAUAGAAUCCUGCCAGAAUUUCUACAAAGAUUUCACAUUGCAGAUCGACAUGGCUUUCAAUGUGUUCUUCCUUCUCUACUUUGGCUUGCGGUUUAUUGCAGCCAAUGAUAAGCUGUGGUUCUGGCUGGAAGUGAACUCUGUGGUAGAUUUCUUCACGGUCCCUCCAGUGUUUGUGUCUGUGUACUUAAACAGAAGCUGGCUGGGUUUGAGAUUUUUAAGAGCUCUCAGACUGAUACAGUUUUCAGAAAUUCUGCAGUUUCUGAAUAUCCUUAAAACAAGUAAUUCCAUCAAGCUGGUGAAUCUGCUCUCCAUAUUUAUCAGCACGUGGUUGACUGCAGCUGGCUUCAUCCAUUUGGUGGAGAAUUCAGGGGACCCAUGGGAAAAUUUCCAAAACAACCAGGCUCUUACAUACUGGGAAUGUGUCUACUUACUCAUGGUCACAAUGUCCACUGUUGGUUAUGGGGAUGUUUAUGCAAAAACCACGCUUGGGCGCCUCUUCAUGGUCUUCUUCAUCCUCGGGGGACUGGCCAUGUUUGCCAGCUACGUCCCUGAAAUCAUAGAGUUAAUAGGAAACCGCAAGAAAUACGGGGGCUCCUAUAGCGCGGUUAGUGGAAGAAAGCACAUUGUGGUCUGUGGACACAUCACUCUGGAAAGUGUUUCCAACUUCCUGAAGGACUUUCUGCACAAGGAUCGGGACGAUGUCAACGUGGAGAUUGUCUUUCUUCACAACAUUUCCCCUAACCUGGAGCUUGAAGCUCUAUUCAAACGACAUUUUACUCAGGUGGAAUUUUAUCAGGGUUCAGUCCUCAAUCCGCAUGAUCUUGCAAGAGUCAAGAUAGAGUCAGCAGAUGCGUGCCUCAUCCUUGCCAACAAGUACUGUGCUGACCCAGAUGCAGAAGAUGCCUCCAACAUCAUGAGAGUAAUCUCCAUAAAGAACUACCACCCGAAGAUCAGAAUCAUCACUCAGAUGCUGCAGUAUCACAACAAGGCCCAUCUGCUAAACAUCCCUAGCUGGAAUUGGAAAGAGGGCGAUGACGCAAUCUGUCUCGCGGAGCUGAAGUUGGGUUUCAUAGCCCAGAGCUGCCUGGCUCAAGGCCUCUCCACGAUGCUCGCCAAUCUCUUCUCCAUGAGGUCAUUCAUAAAGAUUGAGGAAGACACAUGGCAGAAAUACUACUUGGAAGGAGUGUCCAAUGAAAUGUACACAGAAUAUCUCUCCAGUGCCUUCGUGGGUCUGUCCUUCCCUACUGUUUGUGAGCUGUGUUUUGUGAAGCUCAAGCUCCUAAUGAUAGCCAUUGAGUACAAGUCCGCCAACCGAGAGAGCCGAAGCCGAAAGCGUAUAUUAAUUAAUCCUGGAAACCACCUUAAGAUCCAAGAAGGUACUUUAGGAUUUUUCAUCGCAAGUGAUGCCAAAGAAGUUAAAAGGGCAUUUUUUUACUGCAAGGCCUGUCAUGAUGACAUCACAGAUCCCAAAAGAAUUAAAAAAUGCGGCUGCAAACGGCCCAAGAUGUCCAUCUACAAGAGAAUGAGGCGGGCAUGUUGUUUUGAUUGCGGACGUUCUGAGCGUGACUGCUCGUGCAUGUCAGGCCGUGUGCGUGGUAACGUGGACACCCUUGAGAGAGCCUUCCCACUUUCUUCUGUCUCUGUUAAUGAUUGCUCCACCAGUUUCCGUGCCUUCAAGGCUGAAGCUAGAUCACGCUAUCACAAAGACCCAUUUGAGUUCAAGAACGCAACUCCCCAUUCUCGGCUUGUGACUGAGCCAGUUGAAGAUGAGCAGCCGUCGACGCUAUCACCCAAAAAAAAACAACGCAACGGGGGCAUGAGGAACUCGCCCAACUCCUCGCCAAAGCUGAUGAGGCAUGACCCCUUGUUAAUUCCUGGCAAUGAUCAGAUUGACAACAUGGACUCCAACGUGAAGAAGUACGACUCUACAGGGAUGUUUCACUGGUGYGCACCCAAGGAGAUUGAGAAAGUCAUCCUGACUCGAAGUGAAGCCGCCAUGACUGUCCUGAGUGGCCAUGUUGUGGUCUGCAUCUUUGGUGAUGUCAGCUCAGCCCUGAUUGGCCUCCGGAACCUGGUGAUGCCACUCCGUGCCAGCAACUUUCAUUACCAUGAGCUCAAGCACAUUGUGUUUGUGGGCUCCAUAGAGUACCUCAAGCGGGAAUGGGAAACUCUUCAUAACUUCCCCAAAGUGUCCAUAUUGCCUGGUACGCCAUUAAGUCGGGCUGAUUUAAGGGCUGUCAACAUCAACCUCUGUGACAUGUGCGUUAUCCUGUCAGCCAAUCAGAAUAAUAUUGAUGAUACUUCGCUGCAGGACAAGGAAUGCAUCUUGGCGUCACUCAACAUCAAAUCUAUGCAGUUUGAUGACAGCAUCGGGGUCUUGCAGGCUAAUUCCCAAGGAUUCACACCUCCAGGAAUGGACAGAUCCUCUCCGGAUAACAGCCCAGUGCACGGGAUGUUACGCCAGCCAUCCAUCACCACUGGGGUCAACAUACCCAUCAUCACUGAACUAGUGAAUGAUACUAAUGUUCAGUUUUUGGACCAAGACGAUGACGAUGACCCUGACACAGAACUGUACCUCACGCAGCCCUUUGCAUGUGGGACAGCAUUUGCCGUCAGUGUCCUGGACUCACUCAUGAGCGCGACGUACUUCAAUGACAAUAUCCUCACCCUGAUACGGACCCUGGUGACCGGAGGGGCCACACCAGAGCUCGAGGCUCUGAUUGCUGAGGAGAAUGCACUUCGAGGGGGCUAUAGCACCCCCCAGACGCUGGCCAAUAGGGACCGCUGUCGUGUGGCCCAGUUGGCUCUUCUGGAUGGGCCGUUUGCAGAUUUAGGGGAUGGUGGUUGUUAUGGCGAUCUGUUCUGCAAAGCUCUGAAAACAUAUAAUAUGCUUUGUUUUGGAAUUUACCGGCUCAGAGAUGCCCACCUCAGCACCCCUAGUCAGUGCACGAAGAGGUAUGUCAUCACCAACCCCCCGUAUGAGUUCGAGCUUGUGCCGACGGACCUGAUCUUCUGCUUAAUGCAGUUUGACCACAACGCCGGCCAGUCCCGGGCCAGCCUGUCCCAUUCCUCCCACUCAUCGCAGUCCUCCAGCAAGAAGAGCUCCUCUGUUCACUCCAUCCCAUCCACAGCAAACCGGCAGAACCGGCCCAAGUCCAGGGAGUCCCGGGACAAACAGAAUGCAACAAGGAUGAAUAGAAUGGGCCAAGCAGAAAAGAAAUGGUUUACAGAUGAACCGGAUAAUGCCUAUCCCAGAAACAUUCAAAUCAAGCCCAUGAGUACCCACAUGGCUAACCAGAUCAACCAAUAUAAAUCCACAAGCAGCUUGAUUCCUCCAAUCAGAGAAGUUGAAGAUGAAUGUUGACUCCCAGGAGACCAGAACUAUUUUUUUAAAGCCUGACAAACUUCAUAAAUGGUGAUGUGACUUUUCUUCCUCCUACAUGCUGACUCACUGGUGGAGACGUUAGGAUAAGCAAGAAUUGCAAGAAAAUWAAGUAGACAGAUCUUUCUCUUUGUCUGCCUUGAAUAUUGCUUCCAUGUAUUUUGGAAAAGAAAAUGAUUUCAUUUAUAAAUGAACAUACUGAAAUAGUCAUGUAUAGCCUCUAGCAUUUUAAAUUAUUUUUAUUUAUUAGAAAGAAAAUAUAUUUUUUCUUUUUUUUCCCCAUUGUCAGAUAUCUUCCCUAUAUCAAAACAAUGCAAAAUCAAAAUGAAUGAGUGGCCAGACUCCUUGAUGCCUAUUUGUCUUCUUUCUCUCUUUUUCUUUGAGGAGAAUGAUGGUCACUACCACCAUUAAUUAUGAUUAAAGGGAAUGGAUUAUUAAAACAAUUUUAAAAUGGUCAACAGUGUAUACAUGUAUUUUAGUAAAUCCAGAAAAGAGGACAAAAGAGGGCAGGUGACUACCUGCUCCUCUCCUGGAUGGGUGUGUAUUUGGAUCUGCAUUGACACCAGCUCUUAAUAAAUGGAAACUUGUUUAUUUUCACAAUUGAAAGUAAARUUUUUGUAGUUUUAGUUUUCCUUCUGUAUUUCUCAUCCCUCUGUUCAUAUAUCUAAAGUGAAGACCUUCUUCCAGCUUUUCUAUGAUUUCCAGAUCAGAUUUAGCCAGCCAAUUAUACUGGGAAGGUUGGGCCUGCCUGGGAUGUGGAAGUUGAGAUUCACUCAAGACAUGGCUCUGUUGGUUGUUCUAAUAGCGGGGACUCCUACGUGUUGUUCUGCUUCUCAUUUCAUAUUUCCAAACCACAUGAGCAAGUAAUUUCAACUUUGGGUGCAGCUGGUGAACUUUCUUUCCCACCCUAAGACUCAGAGCUUUUAGCCUGAAAGUUUGUAAACACUAAUGAGCAGUAGUUUCAAAAAUAGAAUCUCAGAGGCACUCAUUUUUCUCAUUGAGUAUUUUUUUUAAAAGCCAGAAAAAUUCCAUGACCAAGGAGGCAACUUUUGACCAGAUUUUAAUCUAUUUAUUGGCUUUUCAGAUUUAGUUACUAGGACAAAACACACAAACUUGCUAACAUGAUUUUUAAAAUAACAACAAAAAGGAAAGCAACAAAUGCACUUAACAUAGACUGUUAGAAAUAGGCCUUUGAAAAUUACCAGCAAUGAAAUAAAAUGUAUCAGCCACUACAAACGGUGGUCAAAGAUUUUUCUAGCCAUCAGAUGCAAUCAUGAUGUCUCAGAGCUCUGCUGUCACUUGCAUGCUCAGUGUCUAGAUGCCACCACCACUGUUCUGUUCCAACAACUCAGCAAGUGUCUCAACUUCAAAAUUAUCCAUCUUGCAUAUGCUCAUCAGGGUCUCUGGAGAAGCAUGAAUGUGAUAGUGAUUUUAAUUUUCUUAAAAAUGUAAACUGUGGACACUUGACCAAAAUAACCAAAAUUUCCUUUAAAGUCCCAUGAUAUCUAUUCCAUUCACUCUGUAGGUCAUGACCCUGUGGUACCUAGUGAUGGUAGUGCAAAUCAGAUCAGAGCAAAGCAAUGAGAUCACAUGAAAACAUAUGUCCACUGAGUACUCCAAUUACCAACGUAGGCAAAAUGAGCUUCCACCUCUGUCCACUCCCUGCAGAGCCAAUCUAGUUGUGCUUCCACGUCGUAGGCAUCGUCCUGCAGUGACUUGUCAGACUGUGGUUACUCUGUUGUCACCUUUCGUAGAAUUAGUUCUAUAAAAGUAUUGUGAAUAUAACGUACGUCCAAUUGGAUUGUUAAAAAACUACUUAUAAUCAAUCACUAGUCAGCAGACUAAAAUGAUGUCAACACACUAUAUCCAGGCUUAUAAACAUUUCCUGGUUUCCAACAGAAGUCAAACAUGUUCCUGGGGACAAUCCCCUGCUAGGAUAUUGACAGCUUUCCUGAAAGCUAGGCCUUCUUUUACAUAAUGAUUUUUGCAAUGGGGUCACCUUAGUACAUUUGCACCUGCGCGCUCUUCUUUCCUUCAUGAACCGUAGUGGGCUCUAUUUCACUCUUGUUCCUAAUCACCACCUCUGAAUGUGCUGUAGUUCAUUGGUCUCCUCUGGCAGGCAAGGGUAACCAUUGAAAGAAUCUUCUAUUAGAAGAAUAUGGGGCAGAGUGCUCCAUGUAAUCCCCUCAUCCCUGCCCCUUCAUACCUAGGAAGGCUGGAAACAGAAGUGUAAACUCCACUCCAAGUCAAGUCCCUUUAUGUAUAGAGAUUUUAAUCUAAACUUUAAAAACAAAACAAAACAAAACAAAAAACCCAUAAUGACAAAAAUAGCUUCCCACGGUGAAGGGCUCCUUGGUUCAUCAAGCAUCCUCCAAAACCAAGGUGGUAGAAAUACAUUUUCUUCUAAUGUAGAGCAAUAAGUUCAUGCUGUUUCAACUUUGGAUAAUGAAUUGCCCUGGGCCAGAAAGCAAAAGCAGGCAUUUCUUUAAAAAAGAGGUAUGGGCAAAAUCUAUAGGUAGUGGCCCCUUGACAAAAAUUGACACCUGGUAAGUUGAAAGUGAAAUGGAAACAAAAAUAAAAUCUGUAGCAUCUCUGGGGUGCACAAGGAAAUACCUUGAUUUAUAUGUCUGUUGAGCUCUCUGUCCCUGAGCCCUCAUCCAUCUGUGCUGUGAAAGACUAUCUUGCCACCUACAUCCACCUGAGACCAGUGGUGAUCUUCUUUGGCAUAGUCUUUGCUAUAGGGAUCUGAUCUCCCAUCCCAGUCCAGGGUUCCAGAAAAGCCAUUUUUUCAAACUAGUACAACUUGGGUUCUUGGUAGUCAGACUCACCAACAGGCUGUUUAUAAGGCAGAAAACUUACUUAGAAGUUCAUCUGAACCAGCAUCACCUUUAUCAUUGAGCGAAUAAUUAUUUUUCUAAGUUAUUUUAUAUUUGAGAAUAUUGUUUUGAACCAAUAUAAAACACAUUAAAUAAGAGUGUGACUAAUUCAUGUUGGGGAACACUCAGGAGUGCCUUCCUCCUAAGAGUUAUGACAUCUUAAGACAUACUUUAUAAAAAAAGAAAUUGAUGGAAGAACACUUCAAAUAAACAAAGAAUUAUAGCUGCUUGUUUGGGGUUAGAAAGGGGGCAAAUGAGAAUCCAUAUAAAAUUAGGGACAUUUUCAUGUGGGAAGCAAAUGUGUCCUACUGAUAGUCUCAGGGUUCAAGAGCAAAAUCUGCAUAAAACUAGUUAUGAACUUUGAAAAUGUAUUUUAAACUUCCCAAGUCUCAGUGACCUUAAAAUGAAGGUAAUUCAUAGAGAUGGCUCCAAGGUCCUUCUCAGAUCUGAGAGGACAUGAUCUAAAGUAGGAGUGGGAUCAUAGAAGUGGCUGCCUGUCCUUGGCCAGCUCCUUGGAGUCAAUCUUGUCCAGGGUUGUUCAGGGUUGGAUGGUCCAUCCAGCUGUAUCACCCAUGUGGAAUUCCUGACCUGAAGAUAGUAUAUGUUUUCUGCUCUGGACAUAGGCUGGUCAGGUUCAUUCCUCUGCUUUUCAGUUUGGAAGACUGUUAGAUUCAAGAUGCAAAAUUAUUAGUUCAAAUUCACCUGAAUUGCAUUGAUCCAAUUGUUCUGCAUGUUUCUAGGUUUGUAUUCUCAAUCUCAUCCCUACCUUCCCUUUCCCUUGGUUCAAGGCCCAGUUUUGACUAAUUCCCUCAUCUCUAUCCCACACCUCCAAUGUCCAGUAUGUAGUUAGAGAUUUGAGACUCCUCAAAUUCCUGAAAUUAUUCCUGUUUAUGUUUUCUCAUGUAGAUCUGGGCUUCAGGAAGUAAUCUAUCUUACUCCUCAUUCAAUUUCCUCUGUAUUUGAUUUUUUUUCAUUAAUAUACCAAAUAUCUCUUUGUAAUUUUGGUCUAUCAUUUUAAUUGUCAAAGAGAACCUCACUGAAAGAAUGAAAGACUGAGAAGAGGAAGAAAGAUAGAAAGAGAGAAAAAGACUAUUCAUUAAAUUGGGAUGUGAGCCACCUUGACAUGUGUUCAGCUUGAACACUGAAUUUCAGUACAUAAUCUGUCCUUUUCUAUUCUGUUCCUAUAUGUUGCUUUUGUAAUGAUGGUAAAGCCACCAAUCACCAGGGCCCUUGAAAAGUGUUCAGUGAUUAGGACUUGACCCACUUUCUUUAGAAAACAAAAUAAACAGAGAAUUCACUUUUAAACUUCCUGACAAAAGAUUUCCUGCCCAUCUCCUAUUCAUGUUGUGUUGCCAAAGAGCAUUUUUUUUCUACCCACCAGAGAUGAUUCAAUAUUUAAAUCCCAUCAUCAUUAAAGGAACUGAUAAGGUCCUUUGGCUUUAUUUAUGGGAGAGUCAUAGUUAGAAAUGAUUUCUAGCUGAUUUGUAUUAGUGUGGCCAUGCUGAUUAUACAAGUAGAGUCCAUCCUGAUUACUUGCUGCCCAUGUAGUACCAGUUGUGAAUAAUUUCACUAUAGUCAUAAAAUAAGACAAUGCAGAGAAAUUUAAAAUUUUAUUUCUCAAUGGACUACAGAAUCUACUUUGUCAUUCUUUCAGUGAACUUGUUUAAAUCUUUAUGUGCUCAAAGUUAGCAACCCCUUGAGCCCCACAAUUCUUGAAGGUUUCACAAUAUUGUAGUCCCACAUGGCUAGACUGGAGAAAGAAUUCUGAGUCAGACUAUCUUUACAGAACUUCCUCUUUUGUUGCUUAAUUUUAGCAUGAAAAUGGAUUUGUGACUCUUUAUCUAAAGGGGAAACUCAGGACGUACAUUAAAGAACUGGGAAGAAAGAACAAAAUGAAAGAGGUACAGACAGUAUUUUAUGGUACCCUGAGCCAAGAGCAUGCAAGUGCUGCCAAGAGCUAGAGCUUGGAGUUGAAGGGAAGAAAAGGUUGCAUUGACCUGUGGGCUUGGAAUAAUGCAGAGGAAUAUAAUGUUUGGAGGUAUUUCAAUGGAAAAUAGGAAACCGGACUGUAAAGAUGUAGAUUAUGAGUACUUUUCACGGAGAAGGAUUAAUGGGCUACAGUGCAUUGGUAGGAAUGUGAUUUCAAGACCACUAGCUAGACCAUUUUGUCCACACUGAUAAGUGUGUAGGGGAGCUAAUAAAAACUAAAAUGAGACCCGAUGGAAAGGACAAGUAGUUCAAGGGCCAAACUAAAAAGUUUAGAGUUUAUUUUAAAAGUCAUAGAGAGCCAAUAAAGGUUUUAAACAAAGAGCCUGUGCAUUGUUUAGGUUGAAAAUUGAGAUGUUGGUUAUGUCUGGACAUCUCAGAGAAAGUGUGGACUCUGUGGCUCAGCAUUCCCUCAGCAGCAUAAAGUCCUAAGGGCUAUGCAUCCAUGCUGAUAACUCACCAUGUGCACACUCUGCUCCCUGUUGUGGGGCAUAUGAACACAGAUGUCCUGCACUAUUUAAUUAUUAGAAUGUCAGCCACAGAUCCAUCAAGAAAACUAAAGUGAAGGAGUAGGUUUUUACAUAUUUUUAAAAACAUCUUCCAAUUAUACUAUUUUCUGGGCAUUAAUAAUUUAAGAACAUGAGAUAGGCCAUCAACAAAUUGUACAGCAUGGUUAUUAGUCUAGAAGUGCCAGGUAUGGAUUCCUGUUAUUAAAACAUCCUGCCAAGUAAUCAGGUAGCCAUAGUUCAGUAACCAUUUAGUAAAUAUUUGGAAAGGAAAUGGGACAGGACAGCGGGAUGAGUACAGUAUAGAUCCUCCUAUAAUCCAACCCAUACCAGAAACACAUAGAGCCUUUAGAGACAGUACCACCUUACAGUAAUGGCAGGAGUUAGAACAAGGGAGAUGUGCUAUGGUUUGAAGUGGUUCAGCAAGAAGGGCUUAGGAGUUAGGUCAGUAGAGAGACAGCAUUGCAGGGCUAAAGACAGGACCAUCUGGUAUAUGGUAGUACAGGUGAUGUUAAUCAGUAACAGCUAAUGGAGAUUUAUUGAGUAGCCACCGAUUACUCAUUGUCUGGUAAAACUUUUAGAGAAAGCUAACACACCUGCCUAACUAGGAACACAAGACACACAUAUAUGAAGAAGAGCAUGUUGCAUAAAACAGGUGUUCUAUAAAUACUUUUUGAAUAUAUGAAAAUAGUGAGCAGUGAAUAUGGUCAUGGAUCAUAGUGGCUGUGGAUGCUUGGCUGGGGUUGCAGGGCUGGGUGUUGGUAUCAGGCUACAGGUUAUAGGAAAAGGUUCCUUGUGAAAGUAAUGCUUCAUUCAGACCUUAAGGGCAGGGCCAUGCAGAGGACUAGAAAGAAGAAAAGAGGACUGCAAGGGGAAUGACCCAAUGCAGACAUCUGGGAAAUGUGCUGCAUGCAUCCAGAGUAGAAGGGGCAGAGAGCCAUUCAUAAGAGAAGACCCCAUAAGCAGAGGGUGGAGAAGGAGCAGCUGAGAAGAGAUUGAAGCAGACCUCAUAGAUGUAGGAACCAGGUCCUUACAGAAGUCCUAAACAGAGGGAGCUUGGAUGAAUUCUCCAAAAGAGAAARUGUAGGUUUGGAAGAUCAGUUGGUAGAACUGUUUGGGAGGUGAAACCAUAACUUCAGGGGCUUAAAAAGAGAAAAAUAAAUUGAUGUCCUUGGAAUAAGAGAUCUGGUACUCAAGUACCAGGGAAAAGGAAACAAGAGAGAAAAAUUCUGAGAGGCUGAGUCUUUUAUGAGCGCAGAGAUGAGGGGAUUGGAGAUGAUGACUCAGAUGUAAAGGACUCACUGGAAAGAAGGUAGCACCUUUGCUUGUUCAUCUUUAUCUCCAGAGCUUGGCACAAAGCCUGGUCUGGAUGGAAAGACAGCUGGCCACUUUGGGUUACUCUGGAAACCUUGGAAAUGGAGGGAGCACAGGACACAUCAUUUGCUGUACUCUUUUGUGGAGGAUUCAAAACAGAGGGAUCUUGAUGUGGCCCUUCUUUCAUCUCCUAUUCAUGUCACUUCAUUGCUCCUUGUCCCUCCUUGCAGAGUGCACACUGGCAGCUUUAGUUUCAGGGACCUUAAGACAAAUGCUACAAUCAUCUUGCUUUGAUGGCUUUUCUGAACUGGGAAUAUAAGGCGAGAUGUU
Messenger RNA from Urocitellus parryii (Arctic ground squirrel), 11200 nucleotides. Lineage: Eukaryota; Metazoa; Chordata; Mammalia; Rodentia; Sciuridae. The record is from RefSeq and is a predicted model, not a curated record.